AUGGCCGGCCCUGUCCCCAUCGCCCAUGCGCUAGGUGAGAUCUACACCUCCGACGCGCUGCCCUCACAAACCGAGCGAUGGAGCAGCCUUCUCACCAAGUUUGAGUCGGCCUAUGGCCUGCCCGCGCAGUUUGUCGCGCGCUCGCCCGGCCGCGUGAACAUCAUCGGCGAACACAUCGACUACUCGCUGUACCCGGUGCUGCCCAUGGCCAUCACUGCUGAUGCCCUGCUCGCGGUGUCUACCAGUCCCGUUACUCCCGGGGAUGCCGCCACGACGUACAAGAUCAAGAUUGCCAACGUGCAGGAUAAGAAGUUUCCGGCUCAUGAGUUUGACAUCCCGUUUGAUGCGGUUGAUAUCGAUGCUACGGUGCAUGAAUGGACCAAUUAUUUCAAGUCCGGGCUGAGGGGCGCGCUGGAGCUGUUGCGGAAAAAGCAGGCGGAUGGGUUCAGACCGCAGAAUAUGAAUAUUCUGGUGGAUGGUACCGUCCCGACUGGUGGUGGACUGAGCUCGAGUGCGGCUUUUGUUACGGCUAGCGCCCUGGCUGUCAUGGCGGCCAACGGGGAGGAGACUGUUGACAAGACGGAGCUGACGGAGCUGGCUAUUGUUAGCGAGCGCGCGGUUGGUGUUAACUCAGGAGGAAUGGACCAAUCCGCCUCCGUCUUCUCCGAGCGUGGUUCGGCCCUCUACGUCGCCUUCGCACCUUCACUCAGGACCCGCCCGGUGCAGUUCCCCAAGACCAACCCCGAGCUGACCUUCCUCAUCGCCCAAUCCUUCAUCACCUCCGACAAGGUCGUCACGGGCCCAAUCCACUUCAACCUGCGUGUCGUCGAGUGUACCCUUGCGGCUGCCUACCUCAACGCGGCCCUCAACCCCCCUGGCACGCAACUACCCACCGACGGCGGGCCCCUUGGAAUCUCCCUACACGGCUUCCACGAGACCUACUUUGCCCUACAAGAACAUGCCACCGGUGGGGCCCGGAAGUCUGACCAGGAACAGCUCCAAGAACUCGUCACGCUCACCAAAGAAACCCUCUCCAAGACCGAAGGCUACACCCGAGAGGAGAUCGCCUCCGUCCUCGGCCUGACCACUGACGAGCUCAACGCCAAAUUCCUCUCCAGUUUCCCCGUGCGUGGCGAGCGCUUCAAGCUGCGCCACCGGGCCCUCCACGUCUUCAGCGAGUCCCUGCGCAUGUUACAGUUCCUCCACCUCCUCGAGACCGGCCCGUCUUCAUCCGGCGGGGAUAACACAGAAGAAUACAACCAAUCACUCGGCAAGCUCCUCGACGAGACACAAACCUCCUGCCGAGAUGUCUACGAGUGUUCCUGCCCGGAAAUCGACCAGCUCUGCGAGAUUGCGCGGCGGAAUGGGAGCUACGGCUCACGGCUGACGGGUGCCGGAUGGGGUGGGUGCAGCGUGCACUUGGUCCCUGCGGAUCGGGUGGAUGCGGUGCGUGAGGCGUGGGAAAGAGAGUAUUAUGCGAAACUCCCCGGGGGGUUGACACAGGAGCAGAAGGAAGGUGCCGUGGUGGUGAGUCGGCCGGGGAGUGGGAGUGCGUUGUUUUUGGUGAAGGGGGGGAAGUUGGAGUAA
Messenger RNA from Dichotomopilus funicola, 1587 nucleotides. RefSeq names its product ribosomal protein S5 domain 2-type protein. Bases 1 to 1587 code for a protein of 528 amino acids. Gene Ontology annotation, molecular function: galactokinase activity; ATP binding. Gene Ontology annotation, cellular component: cytosol; cytoplasm. Gene Ontology annotation, biological process: galactose metabolic process; carbohydrate phosphorylation. NCBI's taxonomy places the organism in Eukaryota, Fungi, Ascomycota, Sordariomycetes, Sordariales, Chaetomiaceae. The record is from RefSeq and is a predicted model, not a curated record. The transcript is spliced from 2 exons.